Molecule: messenger RNA, 12319 nt
Organism: Podarcis lilfordi (Lilford's wall lizard)
Lineage: Eukaryota; Metazoa; Chordata; Lepidosauria; Squamata; Lacertidae
Source: the annotation of a GenBank genome assembly
AUGGCCUGCCGAGCUUGGCGUGGCGUUGUACUGUCAGCUGAUGACCCGAAGUUCAUUCGCAGUCCAGCUGGAGCUAUUUGCCGUUUCAGCUGGGGAAGCUCAGCUGGGUUUAAAGGCCUGACACCAAUUUCCCCUUGAUCUCAUUUAACAAGAAUAUGUUUUCUGGGGGCACUGUAAAUGUUUCACUAAGAUGAAAAGAAUGGCUCCAGUCUUUCACACAUUCAUGAACCCAGAUAAUUUAAACUCCCCCCCCCUGCCCUUGUCUGAAGGUAAACUGCUGAUCCAGCUGAAGUGAAAUAUUUCAUUAUAAAGGAAUAAGGUUUAAAGCCCUUCUCUAAUUCUAUACAUUCUUUCGUAUCCUUGAUUAUCCCCCCCCCCCCUCAGUACAGCUCUUCACUAAUUCAGAAAUGUUCUAUAGCAGGGAUUGGGAACCAGGUGUUGUUGGACUACAGCUCCCAUCAUCCUUACCUUUUGCCAACACUAGCUGAGGCUGAUGGGACUCCAACAACAUCUUGAGGGUUUCCCACCUCUGCUCUAUACAUUGGUAAUUGUAGUUCUGGACUUACUUUAUCACAGAUAACUGCAACUCAAGACACCUGUAAGAAGCUACAGCUAGGUGGGACCUGACACAUUUCCAGAUGGAGCUUCAAAGUAAUGGAUGGGAAAUCAGUCUAUUUGCAUUUUGGUGUCCAUGAAUAGAGAGCAUGCAUAGACUGCAAUCUGAACCACUGAUCCACCAGAGGCCGCCCUCCACCCAUCUCUGCCAGCCUCUGUCCAUGGAGGGAUUCCAACGUCACUCCAUCAGCAUGGAGCUGCCUGUUCUGUUCGCUGGAAGUACAGGUGGGCAGAAGUACUGCCAGCAGGAUUCCUACCAGUGAUUGUCCAUGGAAAGUCCCCAAAUGGAGUGUUCUGUGGGUGGGGAGGAGCUGGAUCAGCCCAGGAUCCACUGGACCACCUCCACUGCCAUCACUCAGCAACAUGAGGCACAACGUGGACCUGGUUGGUAAGCCAGCUCCAGGGUUUUGCCUGCCCACUCUGCCUUCCAUCUUGUCUGGCAUGACUGGUGGGGCUGCAGAUGCAAUAACUGUGAUGCCACUCAUUGUGGUGGCCUGGGAUUCGGACUCGGAGGCUGAACCUGAGGAAUCCCAGCCUGCACAGGAGUCCCCGCCUCCAGAACCAGCUGAGCCGGGGCUGGGGCUUGAGCCUGAAGGGUCCUCACCUGUGCUGGAUCCUCAGGUGCAGGCACCAGCUGAGUCUGCUCUGGCUCCUGAGGUGAUGGAGGACCCAUUGCCUGCAGGUGCUCCACUCUCAGCCCCGUCAGGGGAAACUGAGGUUGCCUCUGGGUCCGGUAAUCCUCCAGCCUCUCCUGAGCUGCAGAGGCUCAGGGCAGAGAGGCGGAGGGAACUAAGUUCCCACAGGAGGAGUGCUCGCCUCGAGGCCAGGAGAGGCGAGUCACCUGUGGACCGGGGCUGCCCUAUGCCUCGGGGCAGAUAAAAGCCAGCCAGCCCUAGUCCCAGAUUGCGGGAGCAACAUUGUUGGUAGCCUGUUCCUGCCUGCACCCUGUUCUGCUCUUCUGCCAGAGUUCCUGACCUCACCCGACUCCUUGCCUUGGACCCCACUUCAGCUUUGACGGACAGCCUCCUCGAACUUGGACUGGACUCGGACCUCACCGCACGGUUAACCCUCGGGACCAGCACACUCAUUCAUGUCUCUUUUCUGCCCAGCCAAUAUUGCUCUGCCCAUCUGAUUGACUACAGGAUGCUGUGAAUUCCUCAUUUUCUCACUGUCUCUGUGAUCUCUGGUGGGGAUUCCCUAGGCUUGAUGAUAUUCGUGAGGGGGAACAUAUUUGAAUGGAGAUUUUAAUGGACACCUCCUCUAAACCAUGUAUUUAUCCAGCAGUCAAGCCUUCCAUGAAUAUUUCCAUUAAGAAAACCUGGACACUUCCUCGACAGGUGAGCUUUACUAUCCUUUACUGAAUCAGGACAUUUAACAAAGGAGCCACCAAAAUUUAUGGGCAGUGUCAUGUAAGAGUGAAAUGUGUCUUACUAAUUGCUAACACUUUAGAUUCUUUAAUUCCAAUGAUUCAGAAGUCAACCAUUUUUUAAGGAAAUGUGCGGUGUGUUUAUUCCUUAAUUCUAAAUUGAGCCUUACACUGCAAGCCUUUACAUGUCUACUCUGAAGUAAGUCCCACUGGAGCUUACUCCCAGAUAACUCGGUAAAGACUGUGCAGUCUUACACUACAAUCCUAAGCAUUUUUACUCAGAAGUAAGCCCCACUGAGUUCAAUAGAAUUUAGUCUCUGGUAUGUUCUUGAUCAUUCUCAUGGUUUCUAUUAUUAUUAUUAUUAUUAUUAUUAUUAUUAUUAUUUCUUCCCAUUUUUUCCCCUUACUCAAGACAGCUUACAGCUAAAAUUUUAUUUCAUUCUAUUUAUCCAUUGAAGGUAUUGUAUAUCCCUUUCAUUUUUUUUCUUUAUAACAAUCUUAUGAGAUAGGUGAGGUGGAGAGGCUGCAGUUGGCUCAAGGAGACCGAUGUAGAUCUGUACAUGACGUAAAUAUGUGCAGAGAGAUAAAUGCAGGAGAAGCUUCUUGAUGUAGAACAGAAUGUCCUAUUUUCAUCUGAGAAAUGUUGGAGGGUAUGAUUAUGAAAGUUUCAUGGUCGUAUCAGAAUUGUAAGAAACCAAGAGAAACAGAGAACAUUCAGAAUAAAUUUAAGGAGGCCUACUUGCGGAUAAUCCCACCAUCUUUCACAUUUGGUGUACCUGUGGUAGGCUAUGGGACCAUGUUCUCCACAUCAGUGGAUUAUAUUCCCACUUUCCCAGCCCACAGGUUGUUAAUAUACUUGUUAUUUAUAUAGCACACCUAUACCAAGAUAUGUAAAGUGCUUACUGUGAUGUAGAGAUGGCAUUUAUGUGCCAAGACCCUGUGACCCGCAGUUCCCUAGGCGAUGAGUAAACACAGAGACAAUGGUGUUUGGUUUAUGGGUUCAAAUAGCCCUCAACUUCAUUGGUUACAGGUGUGAGCGGUUUGGCGUACACAUUGGAUGAAGCCAGACUAUAUCAUUCCUGCUCGUCUGCUGGGAGAGCAUCUAAGGGUAAACCACCAUUAGGGGGAGCACUAUGACCCACUUCAAAUAGUGGUACUCCCCCCUCAGGCAUCCCCAUUGGUGGGAGUGGUAUGGCCCUAGCCCCCGUCUGGGUAUCGCACAGAAGCCAGUCUCCCCGGAUGAAUUUAACAGGACACCCUUAACAAAGAGGGGCAGGCGGAAGCUACAACCUCCUCUCCAACCAACCAAAGGCUUGCCCAAUGCCUAACCUCACAAAGUUGUGGUUAUUGCUAUGAGGUAGGUGAAAACCCAAUGGCCAGUGCCAAUUUGCCAAGUGGGGGAAAUUCCUGCUCGGCCCCGAAAACGGCGACCGACAUGGUCCAUAGCAAGGCCAUAGCAAAAGCAAAAUUAGAGGGUGGGAGGGCAGGAGAACCGACAAGGGUGGCUGCCUUGCUGUGCCCGCCCUUUAAAUUCCCUCCAGGAGCAUGCCCAGCCAGUGCUGAUUGGUCAGCCAAGCCCGCUCCCAGAGGACAGCUUGGCCCAUGCCCCUGGCACCAGGGGCAGAGGAAGGGGGCGGUGGGGGUGGACCACCCCGGGUGUCACCACUGAGGGAGGUAACAAAAUGGCGGGCGGCACUCACCGCUGGGUCUGCAGCGUGCCUGAGCCAUGCGUCUCUCCUGGGAGUGACGCGGUGGCUUGGGCGCCCCCAGGCUCUGUGCUGCCCCACGGAGCGUCCUGCCCUGCCUGGCCCCAUGGGAGGCUGGCCCUGGGUGUGGGGCACACUCGCCGCCCCUGAUGACCACCGCCUCUCCCUCAGCUGUAGGGUGGCUGAGUGGGAGGAGGCAGGCAGACUCCUCGGAGGCCCCAUGGAGCGUCCUGCCCUGCCUGGCCCCAUGGGAGGCUGGCCCUGCCCCUGGGUGUGGGGCACACUCGCCACCCCAGACGCCCAAUCAGCUUCCUCCACCACUGUUUGGCACAACCAGGUGCCAGCAGGACAGCCAAUAUCGUACCCCCUGCCAGAUCGCCACGGGCCGCAAAGCUACCCACCAUAAAAUGUGGGUGGAGUCACACAAUGUUACCCAUAUGCAGGUGAUGCUUUCGAUCAGAUAGCUGAAUGCGAAUCAUCUUUGAUGGGCACCAUUCAAAACAGCAAGGGCAGAAUUCUGACUGAAAACAACGAGGCGCCGCCUUUCAAAAGUUCAACUCAAGCGAAGGUGACAGAAACGCACUUUUGACAUCGUAUUUCCCUUUGUCCACCUAAUCUAAUACUUCAAUUUUAUAGUUCAGUAAUUUUAAAUUAAAAAAUGCUUUAGCCUUUUGUUCAAUAGCAUUAACAUAAAAUUCUGGCACUGCCACAAAAUUAGCAUCCUCAGUAAUCAGCAGCUUAAGCCCAGGUACUCAGAAUGUCUCACUAUCGUAUUAUUGCUUCUUCCAUUUAAGAUUAUUAUAUUUCUCCAGCCUUUGUGUAGAAAGCCGUGGCUGCAGUACUAUCGGUUGCUGCUUAGGCAGAAAUGCUAUUUUUAAAAAUGCAAUUGCUCUAAUUCCUUCUGAAAAGGAUACUAUAAGCCAUUUUACUGCUACAAAAGCACAAGGGCAUAACAAGUGAAUCUGGCAUGAAAACAUACUUUGUCAUUCUGCACAUUUGUGAACGCAUAAAAUAUAAUCACCGAGUAAUGAUAGCUGCUUCUUUCUUCUUCUUUUUCAAAAAACAGAACACUGGAUUAGUAUCAAAUUAUGAAAAAAUAAUGAUUUAAUACACAAGUGGCAGCCUUCACCGGCAGUUUUCAUUAAAGUAGGCUAAUGACUAUUUGGGAUUCUUUUUCAAGGCUGAACUGGCAAUGACACCCGCAGCGAAAGGUGCCUAAAAUGAUUUGUUUUACGUCCUCAUUCAUGGCUUUUCAUAGCUUCAGCUCCUAAGGUAGGACACGUUUAGGUCUCAUUCACAGGUGCAUGUGUAUCACUCAAUUUCUCUGCAGUCGAUCGCUCAAUGUCUAGCAGCUGAACUGAUUCCACUUUACAAUACAGUGGUACUUUGGUUCUCAAAUGCCUUGUUUCCCAAACGCUGAAAACCCGGAAGCAAGUGUUAUGUUUUUCGGAAGCUGAACAUCUGAUGUGGCUGUCGGCUGUUGUUACCAGGGCGCCUGCACCAAUCAGAAGUUGAGCCUUGGUUUUUGUAUGUUUUGGAAGUCAAAUAGACUUCUGGAACACAUUAAAUUUGGCGCUUUGGUUUUGGCUAUUUAUUUUGCAUUUUUGUUUUUGAGGCUUUGUCGGUUAAUUUGUUUUCGUGACUACGUGGAACCCAGUUCAGCUAUUGAUUUAUUGAUUGAUUGAUUGAUUGAUUGAUUGUGUGACUGCGGAAAUGGAUCAAAGCCUCCCCAUCCAAACAAUGACUAUCAUCAGUGCAGGUAAGAAGAAAAAAUAAUUUUAAUUUUUAUAAUCUACAGUACUGUCUUAUUUAUUUUAUAGUACAGUACAUUGAUUAUUGCUUUCAUUUUAUGAAUCAAUGGUCUCGUUAGAUGGACACUGACAAACUGGAACGUGUCCAGAGGAGGGCAACCAAAAUGGUCGAAGGCCUGGAAACGAUGCCUUAUGAGGAACGGCUAAGGGAGCUGGGCAUGUUUAGCCUGGAGAAGAGGAGGUUAAGGGGUGAUAUGAUAGCCAUGUUCAAAUAUAUAAAAGGAUGUCACAUAGAGGAGGGAGAAAGGUGGUUUUCUGCUGCUCCAGAGAAGUGGACACGGAGCAAUGGAUCCAAACCACAAGAAAGAAGAUUCCACCUAAACAUUAGGAAGAACUUCCUGACAGUAAGAGCUGUUAGGAAGAACUUCCUGACAGUAAGAGCUGUUCGACAGUGGAAUUUGCUGCCAAGGAGUGUGGUGGAGUCUCCUUCUUUGGAGGUCUUUAAGCAGAGGCUUGACAACCAUAUGUCAGGAGUGCUCUGAUGGUGUUUCCUGCUUGGCAGGGGGUUGGACUCGAUGGCCCUUGUGGUCUCUUCCAACUCUAUGAUUCUAUGAUUCUAUGAUUCUAGAUAGUAAAAUUCAUGUUAAAUUGCUGUUUUAGGGGUUGUUUUUAAAAGUCUGGAACGGAUUAAUCUGUUUUGCAUUACUUUCUAUGGGAAAGCACACCUUGGUUUUGGAACGCUUUGGUUUUGGAACAGAAUUCCGGAACAGAUUAAGUUUGAGAACCAUGGUACCACUGUAUUAGUGUUAUUUGCUUGCUGAGACGCCAGCUUGUGCGGGCAAUUGGGGGAUACUGGGAGGAGCCAGGGGCGGAGCCAAAUGUGGCAGCCAUGUGGCUUCAAUGGCCGGUGGCUUCUCCUUCACCUCCUCCUGGCAGUACCACCAGCUGAUUCGACCCUCAUUCCUCUUCGUGGCAAGAGGAGGAGGAAUUAGCCAUUAUAGCUCCACCACACUCAACCCUGUGCUUCAUCUCUGCACUUUGGGGACAUUGUGGGGGGCUGAAAGAUGUCAAGUCCUGCAGGGCCCUAGUCUCUUGUGACAGAGCGUUCCACCAGAUUGGGGCCACAGCCAAAAAAGCCCUGGCUCUGGUUUAGGCCAGCCUAACCUCCCUGUGGCCCGGGACCUCCAAGAUGUUUUCAUUUGAAGACCGUAAGGUCCUCCGUGGGACAUACCAGGAGAGGCGGUCCCGUAGGUAUGAGGGUCCUAGGCCGUAUAGGGCUUUAAAGCUGAUCCUGUACUCCACGGGGAGCCAGUGCGGCUGGUAUAGCACCCGGUGAAUGUGAUCUUGUGACAAGGACCCCAUAAGGAGUCUUGCCGUGGCAUUCUGCACUCGCUGGAGUUUCUGGGUCAGUCUCAAGGGCAGCCCCACGUAGAGUGAGUUACAAAUAGGGAAUGGAUUGUAUGAAAAGACAAGACUAUGCCCUCCCUUGCCAUGAUUCUGACAACCACAUGUGCACAUAGCACCAAUGGGAGUCCCCCCCCCAACUCUUGUCCAGUUUUGGAGGUUCGUACCAAGAGCAUUUGUUUUGGUGUUUUGUUGGUCCAAAUGCUCCAUGCCUCAAGAAACAUCACUCCAUGUAUGAGCCCACUUGCUUCCUGAAAUCUAGUCUGCAGGCGUUUCUUUCAGUUUCAUUUUUGUGGGCAGUAGCGACAGUCACAGCUCAGAGUAGGGGUCCUUACGGUGGCAGCUUCAAAACUGUGGAACUUGCAGGAGGUCAGAUGCCUCUUGCUCAAAACAAUACAACUGGUUUUGGGUUCUGUGGCUACUUAAAAUGAUGUUAGAUGUUCUCAAUGUUUGUUUUAUCUGUAUUUUCAAAAAAGUAUUUAUUGUAAACGCCUCCAAACAGCUGGAAAAGUGGCAUGCCAAUAUUUUAAUAUAUAAAUAAGUUGAUGGAUCAGAAUACAUCUUUCCCAUAGUGCAGGGGAGCCCAAACUUUUUUCAAAGAGGGCCAGAUAUGAUGAAGUGAACAUGCAUGGGGGCCAACCAAUGUUGUUGAGUUUUGUUUUUUUUUCAGGAUCUUACCCCAAAUUUGUUGAGCUUUCUUUUAGGAUUUAGGAUUUUUUAGGAUUGAAAUAAACUGCCACAGGGGCCAGAUUAAACCAACCAGUGGGCCAGAUUGAGCCCCCAAAUCGGACUUUGUACAUGCCUGCUAUAGUCCUAUCGCAUUUAAAAUGGAUCCCUGAAAUAUAUUAAUUUUUUGUGUAACUAGAAACGUAUUCUAGAAUAAAUAAAUGAGUACAAGGAAUUCUUUUUUAAAAAAAAUACUUGCAAAAUUUCAACACACUUACUUUUGGUCUGGUGUUUGUUUUUUUCUCUGUCAGGUUUAGGUUUUUUGGAAAGUAUCCAGCAUUCUGGGUAAAACUCAGUAUUGCAAGGAGGAAAUAGCAUUUCUGAUCGAGAUGAGAUUUUUAUCUGCAGUGCCUAUGAUCCAACAAUUCCCUCAGUGACAACAAAUAUAUCAUCACCUUUCCAUUGUAAGGCCUGUAGCUAUUUUCUUUCUUGAUACAAACAACUUUUAAUACAUCCUUUCAUAUGUUAGCAAUAUACUUCCCCAGAUUUAUCAUAAAAUCAAAACUGGAGAGAGAAUUUUUCAUUCGGAAGACUAAUGGCUACAAUAAAUUCUUGAGCUAGGAUGAAAACAUGAAGAGGAAGUACGGGAAGAGGAAAGCCUCCCAUCAUCAGUAUCCUGUACAAAGGCUUUUGUUUAGUUAAGCUACAGGAUGAUCCAAGGUUUGUAGUUCAAAAGAGCCUCUUCUGCAUCUACUCUACGUAAAGCCCUAGUGGGCUUUAUGCUCCAGCAACGAGGUAUGUGUGCAACCCUGCCAGUUUCUAACCCUGCUUCCCUUCCACAAGGUCUUCAAAGCAGCUUGUUGUUGUUGUUGUUGUUGUUGUUAUUUAGUCAUUUAGUCAUGUCCGACUCUUCGUGACCCCAUGGACCAGAGCACGCCAGGCACUCCUGUCUUCCACUGCCUCCCGCAGUUUGGUCAGACUCAUGCUAGUAGCUUCGAGAACACUGUCCAACCAUCUCGUCCUCUGUCGUCCCCUUCUCCUUGUGCCCUCCAUCUUUCCCAACAUCAGGGUCUUUUCCAGGGAGUCUUCUCUUCUCAUGAGGUGGCCAAAGUAUUGGAGUCUCAGCUUCAGGAUCUGUCCUUCCAGUGAGCACUCAGGGCUGAUUUCCUUAAGAAUGGAUACGUUUGAUCUUCUUGCAGUCCAUGGGACUCUCAAGAGUCUCCUCCAGCACCUUAAUUCAAAAGCAUCAAUUCUUCGGCGAUCAACCUUCUUUAUGGUCCAGCUCUCACUUCCAUACAUCACUACUGGGAAAACCAUGGCUUUAACUACAAACCCCAAUAGACAUCCUGGUUAAGAUGGGAACCCUGGUAGCAUUAACCAUGGUUGAGGCUAGUGGAAAGAGGGUUUGAUCAUUGUGUUGUGUUGGGUGAUAUAGGGAGUGGAGUCAUCGCCUUCAACAUGGGAGUCCCAAGCUGUGAUGGCCUUUCUAGGUCAAAGCUAGCACGGCAGGAAGCAGAUCACGUGACCAAUGGCAUCUCUUGAUGCCAAUUUGAAUAUCUGAAUUUGAAAUGUGCAGAACAGCCUCAUGGACGCAGCUGUGUCGGAAACAAAGUAUCAUCUGAUCCCAGAGUUUUCACAGCUAAGAACAUAAAAAGAUAAGAAGAUCCCUGCUGGUUGAAACCAAAAGUCUAUCUGCUCCAGCUUUCUGUUCUCACAGUGGCCAGCUGGAUACCAAUGAGAAGCCGCCAAGCGGGGCACAAGUGCAAAACGCCCGCUGUUGUCCCUCAGCAGCUGGUUUUUGGAGUCUUACAGCUGCUGAUACCGGCAGUGAUAUACAGGCAUCACGACAAGUAUGCAAUAACAGCUUUAUCCUCCGUGAGCUUCUCCAGUCCUCUUUUAAAGCUAUUGACAGCCCUUUUCAAGCCUUCUGUUUGUUUGUGUGAUGGAAAUAGUUUGAGGGAGAGCAAGAGUGCACUGGAAAAUUCCACACACUCCAGAAUCCCUUUCCCCCCAUCCUGGCUUUCAUGAGUUUGAUGGUGAAUUUUUUUGAAGGAGGGAGCCUGCUUUAUGGAUGGAGGGAUUCCUGCACGGUAUAGAAUUGGGGAUCAUUGUUUGUUUUUGUUUAGUCGUUUAGUCAUGUCCGACUCUUCGUGACCCCAUGGACCAGAGCAUGCCAGGCACUCCUGUCUUCCACUGCCUCCCGCAGUUUGGUCAAACUCAUGCUGGUAGCUUCAAGAACACUGUCCAGCCAUCUCGUCCUCUGUCGUCCCCUUCUCCUUGUGGCCUCCAUCUUUCCCAACAUCAGGGUCUUUUCCAGGGAGUCUUCUCUUCUCAUGAGGUGGCCAAAGUAUUGGAGUCUCAGCUUCAGGAUCUGUCCUACCAGUGAGCACUCAGGGCUGAUUUCCUUAAGAAUGGAUGCGUUUGAUCUUCUUGCAGUCCAUGGGACUCUCAAGAGUCUCCUCCAGCACCAUAAUUCAAAAGCAUCAAUUCUUCGGCGAUCAGCCUUCUUUAUGGUCUAAACUCUAAACUUUAUGGUCUAAACUAUUGGGGAUCUAAACUCUGCCAAGAGCCUCCAGGAAUGCAGAAGGUUCUCCACCUCAGAUGUUUGUCUUUACCAGAUUCUGGACAGCUGGUUGGGGGCGGGUGAUAUACCCAAAAAGUUCACCAACAUGCCCUUGCCUCACGGGAUUUUCAUUGGACAAAUAAACAGAAUGCCUGAAUUGGACUUACAUUGAUGGCCAUGACCAGAUCUUGUGGGGCUUCCUAGGAAUGACCCAUAUGAAAACACUGCACUUCUUUAAAAAAUAUAUUAAAAAUAUACUUUUCAGGUUUAUACAUUUCACUGAUUUUAUGAUCAUUGUUACAAUUCAAAACUUGACUUCCUCCCCCCUCUUUCUGUGGUCCCUUAAAUUUAUUUUUAAUAUAUUCUGCAUAUCCAAAUUAACUUUAUCUGCUCAUGUAUUCGUCUUUUUUAAAGAUAUGCUCUUAGGAAACUGCAGCUUCUUACCAUAAUCCUGCCAAUGCUCUUAUCUGUUUACAAUUUAUCUGUAAAUAUUCAAUAAACCAUUUCCAUUCUUUUAUGAAAAGUUUGUUAUCUUGAUUUAUUAUUUUUCCGGUAAGCUUUCUCCAUUUCUGCAUAUUCCAUAAGUUUUUGUAUCCAUUCUUCUUUCGCUGGGAUUUUGCAUGUAUUGCAUGUAGUGGUUGCAACAAUGAAUCUACCAAACAAUCACAUCAAUACAAAUGGAUACAUGCAAACAUGUGGCAGUAUCUUCAUGGCUAAGCUGGCGCAGUCAUUCUAAAAACAAAUCUUCAUUGCUCUAGGAGAGUGAUGGGGAACCUCAGGCCCAGCAGCAAAAAGGCAGCCUUCCAGGUUUUUUUCCACGAGCCACUCCUCUCAUCGACUCUGCUUUGCACUCUCAUUUGGCUGGCUGGAAUGUGCCCUUGAACUCAGGGGCGUAGGAAGGGGGUGCGAGGGUGCGGUCCACCCCGGGUGUCAUCCCUGAGGGGGUGACAAAAUGGCACACUGCGGGGGGGAGGCACUUACCGAGGGGCCUGGCCUGCAGCAAGCCCGAGCCACGCAUCUCUCCUGGGAGUGACGCAGUGGCUCGGGGCCCCGCACUGCUUGAAAUGGCAGCGUGGAGCCCGCAUCCUCCAGGCGGACUCCAUGGGCAGCCCGCCUCACCACCCCCCAGGGCGGAUCACCACGCCUCCCCCUGGGCGGAUCGCCACAGCACCCCCAUGCGCAGAUCACCGUGUUAGAAUUCCUGCUCCAUGUUUGUAGUCAUGGGAUUGUCUAUCACAUGACGAUAUAUGUUUUGACUCCACAGAGUGGGAAGGGACCGAGACAGGAUGUUUGUGUUACUGUGAAGUGGGACUAUUGUCCUUUGUUCUUUUCUCUUUGCUGCCUGAUGCUAGAGAGAGAGGGAGCCAUGUUGCAGUGCUCCGUGUGUGUUUAUAUGUAAAUAAAGUAGAUUACCGAAAAUGCUGAGUUGCUGAGGUCUGUCACACAAGCUGCGCAGAUUCUGCGGAUUCCUGUCUGUUGUUUGGGCUGACGAAAGCUUUUGAAGCUCCUGAACAAUCGACCAGAAGGGAGAGAACAUGCCAGACGGGCAUGUGUCUCUGCCAGGGUCCUACUUGAGUGUAGGCUGAGCUCCUGACAUGCCGCACUGCCCCCGUGGGUGGCUCACCUGGCCCACGUCACUCCAGGUGCUGAAACAGCUAGCUACGCCCCUGCUUGAACUCAGAUAAGGUUUGUCCAAAUGAGGAACAGAGAGGAGUGCUUAAGUGCAGGUAGAAACUCUACUACUGUACCAAGGUAAAGUUUGCAUCUACUGCUCUUCCCAUUUUGGGCUAGAAACAUUGGUCCCCAUUGGCAUACAGCCCUCAAAAGGCAGCCCAGGCGGCAAUGUGACUCUCAGGCUGAAAAGAAGACCCCCCCACACACACACCUUUCCUCUUCAUUCCUCAAGAACUUGUUGAGAAAGAGGGCGAGAGACCCUUGUUUCCUUCAACGCUGAAAAGCAAUAUUUAUAUCUCAAGUAAAAGUCGACAGUUUCAAAUGCAGAGAAUUAAUUGAAUGUGUGUGUGUUUUCCACUGCUGGGAAACCGAAGAGGUCCACAAUUCAUAUAUCCACAUAAACAAUAAGAAUAUAUAGUAUUAGUUAAUGUUAAAAGCACGUGCUAAAUUAUUUUCAUGCCAUUAUGAGUUUGGAUGUGCACUUUUCACAGCUACGGGUAAAUAAAUAAUACUAAUUUAAUUUGUUUUCCCCUUACAGCAGAAAUGGAAAAGGAAAGAACAACGUUCCCAGUAG